CGUCCCUGCACCCAGCUCCGAAACGCCACCGGUCUUUCGGACACUUUGGAAUGACAACAAAUCGAGAGAAAGGAAAAGUUGAGUGACGAGGCCGGAAUAUCGUUAGGCGAGGCGUUUAGACGUCGUUAACCCAAGUAUCUCCAGUCGUUUCAAACGCGAACAUGGCCAAGCAUCACCCGGAUCUGAUCUUCUGUCGCAAGCAACCGGGAGUCGCCAUCGGUCGGCUGUGCGAAAAAUGCGACGGCAAAUGCGUCAUCUGCGACUCCUACGUGAGGCCGUGCACCCUGGUCAGAAUAUGCGACGAGUGCAAUUACGGCUCCUACCAGGGACGUUGCGUGAUAUGCGGCGGUCCCGGCGUGUCGGACGCGUAUUACUGUAAAGAGUGCACGAUACAGGAAAAAGACAGAGACGGCUGUCCCAAGAUAGUAAACUUGGGAAGCUCAAAGACAGAUCUCUUCUACGAGAGAAAGAAGUAUGGAUUCAAAAGAAGAUAAUUACACUUUUUCUAUAUAGAACCCUUCCUAAUUGUAACGUUACGAGAGAGCAUCAGGUAAUUUAUUAUUUUUAUAAAAGUAUCGCGGUAGCAACACGAUUUUGUUUUGCAGUGUGUUGUAGAGAAUCGUCCUGGAUAUCUCAAUUUUCCAUUGUAAAUGCUCUGUGAGCUAAAAGUGAACAUAGCAAAGAUAAAAUUAUUCCGACAAAAGCUUGUAAAAAUAAAUGUUUAAUUUGUUACAUGA
Messenger RNA from Wasmannia auropunctata (little fire ant), 737 nucleotides. It is a transcript of the gene Phf5a, whose product is annotated as PHD finger-like domain-containing protein 5A. The record is from RefSeq and is a predicted model, not a curated record. The transcript has 3 exons. Bases 162 to 494 code for a protein of 110 amino acids. Lineage: Eukaryota; Metazoa; Arthropoda; Insecta; Hymenoptera; Formicidae. Gene Ontology annotation, cellular component: precatalytic spliceosome; catalytic step 2 spliceosome; U12-type spliceosomal complex. Gene Ontology annotation, biological process: mRNA splicing, via spliceosome.